Molecule: messenger RNA, 3841 nt
Organism: Megalops cyprinoides (Indo-Pacific tarpon)
Lineage: Eukaryota; Metazoa; Chordata; Actinopteri; Elopiformes; Megalopidae
Product: importin-7-like
Exons: 25
Coding region: 91-3210 (1039 amino acids)
Biological process (GO): protein import into nucleus
Cellular component (GO): nuclear envelope; cytosol
Molecular function (GO): small GTPase binding
Source: RefSeq, a predicted model, not a curated record
UAGCAGAAGAACAGCGCGUCCAUGUGCGCAUCGACUAAGACUUCAUAGUUCGUUGAAACUACUGAAACCUACCCGUAACAGAGUCUAGUGAUGGAUCCAAACUCCUUGAUCGAAGCCCUGCGGGGAACUAUGGACCCGAACUUGCGAGAAGCAGCGGAGAGACAGCUAAAUGAGGGGCACACCCAGGUGAACUUUGUGUCCACGCUGCUACAAGUCACUAUGUCCGAACAGCUGGACUUGCCCAUCAGACAAGCAGGUGUAAUCUACCUAAAGAACAUGGUGACCCAGUACUGGAGUGAGGGGGAUGUCACAGCUGGCGAGGCUCACAUCAACAACAUCCCAGAGGAGGACCGGCGGUUCAUCCGAGACAACAUCGUGGAGGCCAUCAUACAUUCACCAGAGCGCAUCAGGGUGCAGCUGACCACAUGCAUCCAUCACAUGAUCAAGCACGACUAUCCUGCAAAGUGGACCGCUAUUGUGGACAAGAUUGGCUUCUACCUGCAGUCCGACAACAGUGCCUGCUGGCUGGGCAUCCUGCUCUGCCUCUACCAGCUGGUCAAGAACUAUGAGUACAAGAAACCGGAGGAGCGCAGCCCCUUGGUGGCGGCUAUGCAGAUCUUCAUGCCCAUGCUGAAGGACCGCUUCAUUCAACUACUCCCUGACCAUUCCAGCGACUCUGUACUGGUCCAGAAGCAGAUCUUCAAAAUCCUCUACGCACUCUUCCAGUACAAUCUGCCGCUAGAGCUGAUUAAUCGGCAGAACCUGACAGAGUGGAUGGAGAUCCUAAAGACGGUGGUGGACAGGGAUGUGCCCCAGGAGACGCUUCAGGUAGAUGAGGAUGACCGGCCUGAACUGCCCUGGUGGAAGUGUAAGAAAUGGGCUCUUCACAUUCUGGCGCGGCUCUUUGAAAGGUACGGCAGCCCAGGCAACACCACCAAAGAGUACAACGAAUUUGCUGAGCUCUUCCUCAAGGGCUAUGCUGUUUCUGCCCAACAGGUGCUGCUAAAGGUGUUGUAUCAGUACAAAGAGAAGCAAUAUGUAGCUCCCAGAGUCCUGCAGCAGACUCUGAACUACAUAAACCAGGGAAUUAGCCAUGCCAUCACCUGGAAGAACCUCAAGCUGCACAUCCAGGGUAUCAUUCAGGAUGUGGUCUUCCCCCUCAUGUGCUACACAGAUAGCGACGAGGAGCUGUGGCAGGAAGACCCAUACGAAUAUAUCCGCAUGAAGUUUGAUGUGUUUGAGGACUUCAUCUCCCCCACCACUGCUGCUCAGACCCUGCUCUUCACAUCCUGCAACAAAAGGAAAGAGGUAUUGCAGAAGACCAUGGGCUUCUGCUAUCAGAUCCUCACAGACCCCACUGCUGACCCCCGUAAGAAGGACGGUGCACUCCACAUGAUCGGGUCAUUGGCAGAAAUCUUACUCAAGAAAAAGAUUUACAAAGACCAGAUGGAGUUUAUGUUGCAGAACCAUGUCUUCCCGCUCUUCCGCAGUGAGCUGGGCUACAUGAGAGCGAGGGCCUGCUGGGUCCUGCACUACUUCUGCGAGGUCAAGUUCAAGAGCGACCAGAACCUGCAGACGGCACUGGAGCUGACCCGGCUCUGCCUGAUCAACGACAACGAGAUGCCCGUCAAGGUGGAGGCCGCCAUUGCCCUGCAGGUGCUCAUCAGCAACCAGGAGAAAGCCAAGGAGUACAUUACACCAUUCAUCCGCCCGGUGAUGCAGGCGCUCCUCCACAUCGUGCGGGAGACAGAGAAUGAUGACCUCACCAAUGUCAUCCAGAAGAUGAUCUGCGAGUAUAGCGAGGAGGUCACGCCCAUUGCUGUGGAGAUGACCCAGCACUUAGCUAUGACCUUUAACCAGGUGAUCCAGACAGGCCCCGAUGAGGAGGGGAGCGAUGACAAGGCAGUGACGGCCAUGGGCAUCCUCAAUACCAUCGACACCUUGCUCAGUGUUGUGGAGGACCACAAAGAGAUCACCCAGCAGCUGGAGGGCAUUUGUCUCCAGGUGAUAGGAACCGUUCUGCAGCAGCACGUAUUGGAGUUCUAUGAGGAGAUCCUGUCUCUGGCCCACAGUCUCACGUGUCAGCAGGUGUCCCCACAGAUGUGGCAGCUCCUCCCACUGGUCUUUGAGGUCUUCCAGCAGGACGGCUUUGAUUACUUCACGGACAUGAUGCCUCUUCUGCACAACUACGUUACAGUCGACACGGAUACGCUCUUGUCUGACACUAAAUACCUUGAAAUGAUCUACAGCAUGUGUAAGAAGGUCUUGACAGGGGAUCCAGGGGAGGACCCAGAGUGCCACGCAGCUAAGUUAUUGGAAGUUAUCAUCCUGCAGUGCAGAGGGCGGGGCAUAGAUCAGGUCGUGCCCUUGUUUGUGGCAGUGGCUCUGGAGCGGCUGACGCGGGAGGUGAAGACCAGCGAGCUGAGGACCAUGUGCCUGCAGGUGGCCAUCGCCGCCCUGUACUACAGCCCACCGCUGCUGCUCAACACGCUGGAGAAUCUGCGCUUUCCCAACAACACAGAGCCCAUCACCAACCACUUCAUCACGCAGUGGCUCAAGGACAUUGACUGCUUCCUUGGGCUUCAUGAUAGGAAGAUGUGUGUGCUUGGCCUGUGUGCCCUCAUUGACCUGGAACAGAGGCCACAGGCCAUAAACCAGGUAGCUGGCCAGCUUCUACCUGCAGCAGUCCUGCUCUUCAAUGGGCUGAAGAGGGCAUAUGCCUGCCGGGCAGAGCAUGAGAAUGAUGAAGACCAAGAUGAUGAGGAAGAAGAGGAUGAUGUGGAGAAUGCUGAGUUGGGGAGCGAUGAGGACGACAUAGACGAGGAGGGCCAGGAGUACCUGGAGAUGUUGGCGAAGCAGGCAGGUGAGGACGGGGAUGAUGAGGACUGGGAAGAGGAUGACGCAGAAGAGACGGCCUUGGAGGGUUACACCACCGCUGUAGACGAUGAGGACAACUUUAUCGAUGAGUACCAGAUCUUCAAGGCCAUUCUGCAAAAUGUCCAGACACGAGACCCAGCAUGGUACCAGGCGCUCACGCAAAGUUUAGAUGAGGAACAAGGAAAGCAGCUUCAGGACAUUGGCACACUAGCAGACCAGAGACGGGCUGCACACGAGUCAAAGAUGAUCGAGAAGCAUGGUGGAUACAAGUUCACAGCUCCAGUGGUGCCAACCAACUUCAAUUUUGGAGGCAGUGCUCCAGGACUGAAUUGAAGAAUCGUCUCUUUGCGUUUCUUACUCUGUGACUGAUUGUAGUGAAGUGAAAAAGCUUGUGUUGUUCCCUGAAGUAGUGGUUCCAGUCCUGGUUCGUCUCACUCACUCUUCAACCUGACUGUAUCAAACUGGACAUAGCACCAGAAGAUGUGGGAAAGCAACCAAUUGCAACCAGUGACUGGGGAAAAAACAAGGACUUUAACAUGAAGCAGGCGGGGAGGAAGCUCAGAACAGCAUCGUCUUAUGGAGUCCAAAUUCUGGAGAAUACACCAUGAUGGCAGUGCUUUUCUUUCCCUUAACAAAUUGGGGACAAAAUAAAUGAAUUACAAAUUGACAAUGGCACUACAUGUUUCAUCAGUCUCAUGGAAUUGGCUUAAAUGCCACGUUAAAUUUAUACCUGUGGCUGUGCUGUUUGUCUACAUUUUUGCAUUAACAAAUUUUCAUGUUUGUUAUGCAUAAGCCAAGGUCCUCCAGUAGCCUGGCAGAACAACCUUAGGCAUUUCAAAGGUAUAAGGAAAUGUAUUCAUGUGUAGCAUAUUGGAUACUUGUCAUAGCACUACAUGAUGCCUAAUAUUUGUAAAUUAAUGACUAGCACUUUCUUAUCAUUCAGGUCACCUAGCCUUCUGUAUCA